AAGCGACUACACUCUGAAGGACCGUCCAAAAGGAAUUACACUCUGGCGGCACGUGCGUGAUUAAUAGUUUACUUACAGUAAUCCGUUGUUUCGCCAUAACAUUUUGACGAAGUUGGGAAGGUCUCGUUGUUGUAAUUGUAAGAUGAUGGGAGCUGCUCCGCACUUGUUUCCUACCCCGGUAGCCAUUUCUCGGAUCGAUGCCCGAUGACCGUGGAAAUUCUAGAAACAAACUUUGGCGUGGCAAACCAGGCAGGUGCAGAACAUUGCAAGGAGUACAGGGAGACCUCAUGAGGUCAAUAACUCAAUAUCGAUUCAGGGACCAGAGAUUCUUAGCGCGUUCCUUUUUUUUUUGUCUUUUCUUUUUUGUUCUCUCUGGCUGUGAUAUUUGAGCCAGGCUCACGCGCUGCCUGCACUGCACGGCAGCCGCCUGCAUCCGGAGUCCGGACCGGACAGGCACGAUGCCGCAGCAGAGCUGCAGCGCAGCAAUGUGGAUGCCGUGGAGGCUGCCACCGCCAUGUCGCUGGAGGUGGCGGCUGCUCUCGGCCUUCUUCCUCGGCCUCCUGCUCGCGGAGGCCGCCGUCCAUGGCGCAGGGACCCAAGCACCUGCUCCAGCACCAGCAGCUCCUCCUCCUAGGCUCCCUCCACCUGAAGCGCGCGUCCUCCGCCGGAUCGCGGCCAAGCUCCGGGUGACACAUUGGGACUUGGCCGCCGGCCCGUGCGACGACCCUGCUGCUGGCGUGGACUGCCAGUGCUCCGCCGCCGCCGCUUCCAACCAGACCGUCUGCCAUGUCGUUCGCAUAGUCCUCACGGGGCGCAACUUCUCCGGCGAGCUCCCGCCCGACUUCGCCGACCUCCCCUACCUUCAACACCUAGAUCUAAGCCGGAGCUUGUUUCAUGGCGGAGUACCCGACCGGUGGGCCCAUAUGAAGUUAAAACUAUUGUUUCUGAUGGAAAACAGAUUGUCAGGGCCAUUUCCCAUGGUUCUCACAAAGAUCACAACCCUGGCUCAACUGGACAUUGAAGGCAAUGGGUUCUAUGGGCCAAUCCCUCCUGAAAUUGGACAACUCAGUCAAAUGGAGAAGCUAGUACUAUCAACCAAUGAGUUCACUGGACCCCUACCAACUAACUUAUCUUUAUUGACUGAUUUAACUGAGUUGAGGAUUUCUAGCAACAAUUUAUCUGGAAGACUGCCUGACUUUUGGGAAAAAUUGGCAAACCUCCAAAUAUUGGAAAUAGAAGGAUCUUUGUUGGAUGGGCCUAUUCCCCCCAGCCUAUCUAAAUUGACAAACCUUCAUGACCUAAGGAUUAGUGAUCUGAGAGGUAGUGGUUCAUCUUUCCCUGACUUAAGUCGAAUGCCAUCCUUGAAGAAAUUGAUACUAAGGAACUGUUCCAUCGGUGGAAGCAUCCCGUCUUACAUUGGCACAUGGACAACUCUUAAGCAUCUGGACCUGAGCUUCAAUAGACUAAGUGGGCAAAUACCAGCUUCUUUUGCUUAUAUGGGAAGGGUAGAUUACAUAUAUCUAUCUGGAAACUCACUCACUGGGAACAUACCUGGAUGGUUAUUGACAAGAAACAAGAUCGCGGACAUAUCUUUUAAUAACUUCACAGCAGGGAGUUCAGGUCCUAGUCAAUGCCUUCCAGGGAGUGUCAAUGUAGUGGAGAGCUUUUCACCUGAAAUGAACAGAUUAAAUAGUGUUCAGCCAUGCUUGAAAAGGAAUUUCCCAUGUGUUGCUCUGAAUGGAGAAUAUCAAACUUCUUUGCAUAUCAAUUGUGGUGACAAAGAAGUAAUUAUUAACCAAACCAAAUACGAAGCUGACACAACACCGAAAGGUGCUUCAUUGCUGUAUGUAAGCCCAGGCUCAAACUGGGCAUUCAGCAGCACUGGGAACUUCAUGGAUGACAACAUCACUGAUGACAACUUCAUUGCAACAAGCACAUCAAAAUUGGCCAUGCCCAAUUCAGAGCUGUACACCAAAGCCCGCCUUUCUCCUCUUUCGCUCACAUAUUACGGGCUUUGUAUGUUCAGUGGGGCCUACACAGUUAAGCUUCACUUUGCUGAAAUUCUAUUCACAAAUGACAGCACAUUUUGUAGCCUUGGCAAAAGAAGAUUCAAUGUGUUCAUACAGGGGAGAAUGGUGCUAGAGGAUUUCGAUAUCAAACAGUCAGCUGGUGCGGUUGGAAAGCCAGUUAUCAAGACAUUUCAAACACAUGUCAUAAAUCAUACACUAGAGAUUCAGUUCUAUUGGGCAGGCAGAGGGACAAGAAGCAUUCCAUAUAGAGGUUCUUACGGCCCUCUGAUAUCUGCAAUAUCAGUAACUCCAAAUUUCAAGCCUCCGCUGGCUGUUGAACCUCCCAAAACUGGCAGUAGCAAAAAGGCCGCAAGGGCAUCUAUGUCUGAUGCUUUGGUGUUUGGAAUCCCUAUUAUAGCAAUUUUCUCUGCUCUGAUUGUCGGCAUUUAUUUUAUUAAUCAGAGGAGAAAGAGUUUGAUGCAUAAAGAUCUCCAAACCCUUGACCUGCAAAAUGGUUCCUUCACCUUGCGACAAAUGAAAGCGGCAACUAGCAACUUCAAUACGGCUAACAAGAUUGGUGAAGGUGGUUUUGGUUCAGUUUACAAGGGUCUUCUGUCCGAUGGCACCGUCAUUGCUGUCAAGCAGUUAUCAUCAAGGUCUAAACAAGGGAAUAGGGAAUUUGUGAAUGAGAUAGGGAUGAUAUCUGCAUUACAGCAUCCAAACCUUGUCAAACUGUAUGGCUGUUGUACAGAAGGGAACCAGCUGUUGCUAGUUUAUGAGUAUAUGGAAAACAAUUGCCUUGCACGAGCUCUUUUCGUUGAACAACAUAGACUGCGACUGGAUUGGGCAACAAGACGCAAGAUUUGCCUUGGGAUAGCAAAAGGUCUAGCAUAUCUGCAUGAGGAAUCCGCAAUAAGGAUUGUACACCGAGAUAUCAAGGCGAGCAAUAUACUGCUUGACAAAGAUUUGAAUGCCAAGAUCUCAGAUUUUGGGCUAGCAAAGCUUAAUGAAGAUGACCACACCCACAUAAGCACAAAAGUAGCUGGAACUAUCGGAUACAUGGCUCCUGAGUAUGCAAUGCGUGGUUAUUUAACAGAUAAAGCUGAUGUAUACAGUUUUGGUGUUGUUGCUUUGGAAAUUGUCAGUGGAAAAAGUAACACAAACUACAGGCCAAAGGAAGAUUUUGUUUAUCUUCUUGAUUGGGCUUGUGUUCUGCAGGAAAGAGGAACUCUCCUGGAAUUGGUAGACUCAGAUCUAGGAUCCAAUUACUCAACAGAAGAGGCACUCUGCAUGCUGAAUGUUGCCCUGCUAUGCACCACUGCAGCACCUACACUCAGACCAAAGAUGUCAGAAGUUGUUAAUCUGCUUGAGGGCCGCACCUCUCUUCAACCCUUGCUGUCAGAUCUCAGCCUUGCUGAAAAUAGCCUGAGCUCAAGUGCUGUACGCAUGAACUUCUGGCAAAUCCUAAGUAAGGGCCAGAGCCUGGCAGCACAAGCUUUGUGUAAUGACACUAAUGGAGUAAUGGAUCAACAACCAUAGAUGUAAAUGGUAGCCUCACACUGUUGGUGAGUUAGAUGUCGUAGUGCAACGUAAAUACCAAAGAACAUACUAAUGUCUAAUCCUGGUAGAUCGUAAGCAUUUCAGUUGUAUCUACUUCGGAGCGAUGACCCUUC
Molecule: messenger RNA, 3682 nt
Organism: Setaria italica (foxtail millet)
Lineage: Eukaryota; Viridiplantae; Streptophyta; Magnoliopsida; Poales; Poaceae
Product: probable LRR receptor-like serine/threonine-protein kinase At1g07650
Exons: 24
Coding region: 459-3548 (1029 amino acids)
Biological process (GO): protein phosphorylation
Molecular function (GO): ATP binding; protein kinase activity; protein binding
Source: RefSeq, a predicted model, not a curated record